CUGAACACAAAGGGUCCAACAGUAUUUGAAGACGUCGCUAUCGCCGAUAGCCAGAGCAGCGGUGUUGUUGGCUAGUUAGAUAGUUUGGGUGCAAGCAUCGCUACGGCCGCGGUUCCCUUUCCAGACUAUACGCUGCCCUCACUCUUCACUAGUGAAGUUUCAGAUAAAACCUUCUUCAAAUGUUUUUUUAUAGGGACCCAUUAGAACAGAGACUAAGAUUAUCCUAAUCGUGUAGGCCACGUAGUAGGGCGGGUCGUCGAAGCUAGUGGAGCACAAAUUGAAUCCAGCGUUCGAGCGCUAAACAAACGCCACGCGCCGCAGCUGAAAGUGGCUGACUUUGACAGCAGUGAUUACGCAGAAGUCGGCCGUUCGGCCGUACACGAAUUGGCAAGGGCAAAUCACGUAGUCGUUGAGGCCGCAGUGUAACACGGCGUGAGUGGCAGUACAAUACCGAGAAAACCCUGACAGAGAUUUAAAACAGUUUGAGUUUCUAGGUGUCCGCAAAUGCACUGCAUAACAGUUGUCAAGUAAAAGCUACUAAGCAAUCGUUCGAAAAAGGAAAAAUCAGCAACGGACGAGCGCUGGUGUUGGACUGGAACUCGAAGGGAUACACCUACAGAACAACUAAAGCAACCGUCUACUGGUGUUGGAAAGCGUCGUCUUAUUCCCAGUUGCAGUAGUCAUUAAAUCAACAAACAUGAUACCCCCAGAGAAAAAUACUAUUCCUACGAACCCCGUGACACUAUGGACAAAGCUGAUGGACCUGCGCGACCCGCGCACCGCUGACUGGGUAACGGUCAAAGACCCAAAAUACAUCAUUCUCACAAUAGGACUCUAUCUGUACAUCUCGAAGAUUGCCGGCCCCCGCUAUAUGGCCGAUCGUAAAGCCUACGAUCUGCGUCGUACUAUUCGAAUGUAUAACGUCUUCCAGGUCGUCGCCAAUAUGUAUUUCUGUUCAAAGAUUUUCUACCACGCGUUCAUCAAGUCCGGCUACUCGUUCUAUUGCCAAGGCUUAAGCUACGCCAAUGACUACCAUUCAAUGGAACUCCUCAAUAACCUCUACUAUUAUCUGCUCAUCCGCGUAAUGGAUUUCCUCGAUACGAUGUUCUUCGUGCUGAAGAAGAAGUUUUCACAUAUCACACAGCUGCAUGUGAUUCAUCAUACCAUCGUUGUCUUUUCGGGCUGGCAGUUUAUGACGUUUGGUGCCGACGGCCAGGUCGUUCUCGGUGUGUGCAUCAACUCCCUCGUGCACGUUAUAAUGUACUCGUACUAUUUCUUAUCGUCACUGGGACCUGAAGUGCAGAAGUACCUCUGGUGGAAAAAAUAUCUAACCCGUAUACAGAUCUUCCAAUUUUUCGUGAUGCUCGCGCACACGCUGAUUCCCGUAUUCGCUGAAUGUGGCUACCCGCGCGUACUGCUGAUGCUGAUCAUUCCCCAGGUCAUUCUGAUUCUCGGUUUGUUCGUCAACUUCUAUAUUCAAUCCUACAGUAAAAAGACGUACCGCAAGGACCCGAACGUGAUGUUUAGCGAAGUUAACGGCGUUGCCGAUGCGGCCGUGUUACAAACGACUUCUGAUAGUUGUAACCGUAUCAACAAUAACGAACAAGUUAAGGACAACAACAACAUCGACAUCAGGCCACGAAAAACGCUGAAGAUGGAAAAACAGCCGAUGAAAGGACACUGAUCUGCGAUCAGUAGUAUAACUGGUCCUGCGAUUGCCACGCAAGCGUUUUUGUAGAAACAGUUCAUUUGUAAUUCUGGCCCGAGUAUAUAAAAAUACGUACUGACUAUGUUUCUUAUCACAGUGAUGGAUAAUAAUAGCGGCGACUGUAACAAUGAUGUGACAAUAAUGGAUAAAAUUUAGCGCUGCCCGAAGCGACAACUUAUGACUGAGACCCAUGCGAAGCUAAAAUCAGCAACACAGUCAAGGGUACCAGAGAUUGACACAAUCAAAGAAAACAAUGACAAAGUAUUAUUUUUAGAAAAUUUCACUUGCUAAUUUUCAAGAUUAGUACUAUAACUGAAAUUAACACGUUGAGUUCAGCCAUUAUUGUAGUUCGACGACUGUAGACAAAUGGCACCAACAUCUACAUGUAAAAGCGACAGCAUUAUGCCACAGCAUCACGAGUGGAUAGUACACGCGGAACAGAAUAAUUUACAAUCAAAUCAAUUUACGCUGCAGUACCGGACACUGCAGUUUCUGCUGUUUUCGAAAAUGUGUUGAAUUCAUCGAACGAUCGAGUGUUUUCUUUCCACAGCGGUUAGCUUCGGGUGUUCUCUUUCUUUCGACAUAUUUUCUGUAUUACCUCUUAAAGUGUUGCCGGUAUUCAUUGAUUGUCGGUUGAUGCUUUGCUCUCUCGCCUUUGCCAACUUGGCUAAGAAAACGAGUUUAAUGUAUGGAUAACAUCAGGAGAAGGCGUCGAAUUUAUUAUAGAACUUCCAGCCAUCAAAACGGUGCAGAUACUGUUGGAUGCAGUAGGUACACACAUGCACAGGUACACCGACCGGCACUUAGAUAAACGGCCGAAGAUGAAUCAGAUAUAUAUCUAUGUACAAGAUGGUUAUUUCUUCUCAUUUGAUAGGGUCCACUGUGCCGAAUGUAUCCUUGUUGUACAAUUCCUAAAAGUUUCUCGGCUUAAUUUCUUUAAAAUACAACGGGACCCAAUAUAUAUAUAUAUAUAUAUAUAUAUAUGAGGAUCGAUUUAACCAAUGUGAUAUAUUAAGCGGGAUUUUUGUUGCCAACAGACCAUUCGGAAGGAGAUAAAAACACAACGUAGCUAGAUAAGUUUUGGAGCUGGUGGCGAUCGGCAACAAAAACACACUCUAAAAAUAGAGGAGACAAUGUGUCAAUAUUCGAAGCCUAACAGGACAAAAGUCAAGAGAUGAACUUAGGAAUCUGCUAGAUAGAUAGCCAAACAACACAAGAGAUCCGUCCUGCCGAUGAUGAUGACGACGACCUUCAUUAAAAAUGAUAUUCGUAGUAUAGAAUUAUGAACAGUGAAACAUGGGAAAAAAAUGCAAACCCUAAUUAGUUAUAAGAGCAAGAAAGAGCUCAUUUUAAAGAACAGCUUAAACUCGCGCAUUUUCGGUGGCUCCGUCAAUUGUAUCGGCUAUUACCAGGCGAUAAGCAAAACAAAUUUGGAUAACAAGAAGAAGGGUAAUUGGCUUCGAUAAGAAGUUAUCAUUGUAAUAUAUCUAACGUUAUAGCUGAUGUUCGCAUGUUCCGUUGGUCGCGUGUUUCACCGGCCGGGUAGCGAUCAGAAUAGCGUCCUAGACACAUGGGUCAAUUUGCCACUGCAGAAAAUGACAUUUUUAAUUCGAGGACAUGCUACGAUGCUACAGCACAAUUGUGUGAGGCUCGUCAUGAACGUGAUACGCACCGCCGGAUCUCUGUAGGUUGAGUUAAAUCCGGAGACAACCAGUACGAUAAAAAUUAUCGGAUUUGACGGAUUUCAGCCGCUGCAGCUAUAGUUUACCUCAGGGAAACAUCCUGAUCGGUUCGGCGAUGAGGUCAUGAACCUUAAGUAGAGAGUUGGAUUAUACAUUCCGCAGUUCAUAAGGCGACUUAAUUCCCACACUGUUUAUGAACUUAGACAAGCACAGCAAAAGUGAGAGUUUAGAUCAUAUCUGCUGAAGAAGAAGCCGUUGUUAUAUACCUUUCUAUAUUUCCUGCAAACAACGAUAAAGUUCUAUAUUUUCCUUUGAUCUGUCUUUAGCCAAGGAGCUUCCGACUUCAAAUGACUAAUGUUUGGCGGAAAUGCGACUUUGUCUCUAUGGUUAGCGGCGGUAAAGUACCGGUAUGCAUCCACGCUUGAUCCGAUCGACACGAAAUGGACGCUUAAUAAAGCCCCCAGGGGGAGCUAGUUCCCCUAAAUAAGCUGGUAGCCAAAGUGAUACCGAUACAGACAAAAUGCUAUACGUCGAUAAGCAUAUGCAAUUCAAGUAAAUAGCUAGAAUCGGAUGUCGUUCACCGAACGUGUUGGGUGUAACGUCCUUUAAAGGAGGCCAAAGUAUUGUCCUAGGGCACCGACACUAACGAAUAAACCCUUAACCGUUUAGCAGACAAAGAGCAUAAGACGUCGGCGAUAAAUAGCAAUACUUACCAUGUGAUGGAUAACUUGUAAAUACUGUAUAAAAGGAAAGUAUCAUAUUGACAUUAUGAAUAAAUUUCAUUUUUGUCAGUCACGUUAUACAAAUAAUAAAAUGGCAGCACCUUCUUACUAA
Varroa destructor (honeybee mite) is the source of this 4224-nucleotide messenger RNA. Its product is annotated as very long chain fatty acid elongase 7-like. Lineage: Eukaryota; Metazoa; Arthropoda; Arachnida; Mesostigmata; Varroidae. Gene Ontology annotation, cellular component: endoplasmic reticulum membrane. Gene Ontology annotation, molecular function: fatty acid elongase activity. The record is from RefSeq and is a predicted model, not a curated record. Gene Ontology annotation, biological process: fatty acid elongation, monounsaturated fatty acid; fatty acid elongation, saturated fatty acid; sphingolipid biosynthetic process.